Vidua macroura (Pin-tailed whydah) is the source of this 406-nucleotide messenger RNA. Its product is annotated as interleukin-8-like. Gene Ontology annotation, molecular function: CXCR chemokine receptor binding; chemokine activity. The record is from RefSeq and is a predicted model, not a curated record. Gene Ontology annotation, cellular component: extracellular region. Gene Ontology annotation, biological process: neutrophil chemotaxis; inflammatory response; antimicrobial humoral immune response mediated by antimicrobial peptide. The transcript has 4 exons. Lineage: Eukaryota; Metazoa; Chordata; Aves; Passeriformes; Viduidae. Bases 9 to 323 code for a protein of 104 amino acids.
CUUGCAUCAUGAUUGGCAAGACUGUGGCUGCUGUCCUGAUCCUGCUCCUGAUCUCAGCACCUGCAACACAAGGUGAAGCAAUGCCACGCUCGGCCAUUGAACUCCGGUGCCAGUGCAUAAACACCCAUUCCAGGUUCAUCCAUCCCAAAUUCAUCCAAAAUGUGAACCUCACCCCCAGCGGACCUCACUGCAAGAAUGUUGAAGUCAUAGCUACCCUGAGAGAUGGCAGAGAAGUGUGCCUGGAGCCCAGUGCUCCCUGGGUGAAGCUGAUCAUCAAAACAAUUCUGGACAAGGCCAACACCAAACCUGAGACAGUGUCCUAAAACAAAGAAGAAAAAUGUCCUAACUGCUCCAGCAAGGCAAAAAUAGGGAAGACACUCACUGAGUUCCUGACAGGUCACCUCCU